Exophiala mesophila is the source of this 2318-nucleotide messenger RNA. RefSeq names its product pre-mRNA-splicing factor clf1. Gene Ontology annotation, cellular component: Prp19 complex; post-mRNA release spliceosomal complex; precatalytic spliceosome. The transcript has a single exon. The record is from RefSeq and is a predicted model, not a curated record. Bases 190 to 2217 code for a protein of 675 amino acids. Gene Ontology annotation, biological process: spliceosomal complex assembly; mRNA splicing, via spliceosome. Lineage: Eukaryota; Fungi; Ascomycota; Eurotiomycetes; Chaetothyriales; Herpotrichiellaceae. Gene Ontology annotation, molecular function: protein binding.
CCACCGCUCACCACCACUCACCACCAGGUGUGCAGAGUUUCUCUAAAACCAGAGGGCGCCUGUGGUGCUCCUCUCAUAUGUUCCGUAACCUAUUUCUCGCAACAUAAGGACUCAGGCCUGCCAAAUUUCCAAGUCUUGAAACCCAGCAAAGUUGUGUUGCCUCGCUGGACACCGUCCGCAGCCUCCACCAUGGAUUCCUCAAGAGGCCCUCCAAGGGUCAAGAAUAAGGCACCAGCGCCUCAACAAAUCUCGGCCGAACAACUACUUCGAGAAGCGGUCGAUAGACAAGAGCCGGGAUUACAAGCGCCAACCCAGAGAUUCGCUGAUCUAGAAGAACUUCAUGAAUUCCAAGGCCGCAAGCGCAAGGAAUUUGAAGACUAUGUCCGACGAAACCGGGUUAAUAUGAACAACUGGAUGCGCUAUGCUCAGUGGGAACUGGAACAGAAGGAGUUCAGGAGAGCUAGGUCUGUGUUCGAACGAGCGCUCGAUGUCGACAGCACGAGUGUAGUUCUAUGGAUUCGGUACAUCGAGGCGGAAAUGAAGACGAGGAACAUCAACCAUGCUCGGAAUCUUCUCGACAGAGCCGUCACCAUCUUGCCUCGGAUCGACAAACUCUGGUACAAAUAUGUCUACAUGGAGGAAACCUUGGGCAACGUCCCUGGUACCCGACAAGUAUUUGAAAGAUGGAUGAGUUGGGAACCGGAUGAGACUGCCUGGCUGGCAUACAUCAAACUAGAGAAACGGUAUGGAGAGUAUGACCGAGCUCGAGCGAUCUACGAACGUUUCACCAUCGUCCACCCAGAACCGCGCAACUGGAUUCGCUGGGCAAAGUUUGAGGAGGAAAACGGAACGAGCCAGCUUGUCCGGGAUGUCUUUGGCGUUGCCAUUGAAUCUCUGGGUGACGAUUUCAUGGACGAAAAAUUGUUCAUCGCCUAUGCCAAGUAUGAGGCCAAGCUGAAGGAGUUUGAACGAGCCCGGGCAAUCUACAAGUACGCACUAGAUCGAUUACCGCGCUCACAGUCGGUAAAUCUGCACAAGUCAUACACGCAGUUCGAAAAGCAAUUCGGGAAUCGGGAGGGGGUCGAAGAUGUGAUCCUUGCCAAGAGGCGAGUGCAAUAUGAAGAACAGUUGAAAGGCAACCCACGCAACUAUGACGUGUGGUUUGACUUUGCGAGACUAGAAGAGACAGGUGGUGACGUGGAGCGGACCCGCGACGUGUAUGAGCGUGCGAUUGCGCAAGUCCCGCCUUCACAGGAGAAACGACACUGGCGACGGUACAUCUACCUGUGGAUUUUCUAUGCUUUAUGGGAGGAAAUGGACACCAAGGACACGGAGCGAGCGAGGCAGGUGUACCAAGAAUGCCUCAAGUUGAUUCCGCACAAGAAAUGGACGUUUGCCAAGAUCUGGAUCAUGAAGGCGCAGUUUGAAGUGCGACAGAUGCAACUACAGGCGGCCAGGAAAACGCUGGGGCAAGCAAUUGGAAUGUGUCCAAAGGACAAGCUUUUCCGAGGCUACAUUGAGCUUGAAAAACGACUCUUCGAAUUCGUCAGAUGUCGCACGCUGUUUGAGAAACAGAUUGAAUGGAACGCGUCCAAUAGCCAGGCGUGGAUUCAAUUUGCCGAGUUGGAGAGAGGUCUGGAUGAUUUGGACCGAGCUAGAGCCAUUUACGAGCUUGGGAUCGAACAGCCAACACUGGACAUGCCGGAAUUGGUGUGGAAGGCGUACAUCGACUUUGAGGAAUACGAAGAAGAAUAUGACCGGGCGCGAGCGCUAUACGAGCGACUGUUGCGCAAGACUGAUCACGUCAAGGUCUGGAUCAACUAUGCACGAUUUGAGGUGAACGUGCCUGGUGCCGACGAGGAGGAAAGUGGAGAUGAAGAAAAAGUGAGCGAGGAUGCCAAACGGCGGGCACGUCAAGUGUUUGAACGAGCACACGAGGUGUUCAAGGACAAGGAGAUGAAGGAAGAGCGGGUAGAAUUGUUGAACGCAUGGCUGUCGUUCGAGCAGACACAUGGAUCGGCGGAAGAUAUCGAGAAGAUGGAGAGGCAAAUGCCACGCAAGGUCAAGAAGAGGAGGAAGAUGGAGGAAGACCGAUUCGAGGAGUACAUCGACUACGUGUUCCCUGCGGAUGACGAGAGCGCAGCAAAGAUGUCCAAGUUGUUACAGAUGGCACACCAGUGGAAGGCGCAGCAGCAAGUCAAUGGGUCGGGAGAGUAGGUAGAUGGGAUGUGAGAGUCAUUAGUCUCUGGAGCCAUUAUUAAUCGGUAUAGCCGUGGCACUUGGAGAGUAAGAAAAGCGCAAUUUCAUGUGCAGCGAUC